Harmonia axyridis is the source of this 3853-nucleotide messenger RNA. RefSeq names its product ceramide glucosyltransferase-B. Gene Ontology annotation, molecular function: ceramide glucosyltransferase activity. The record is from RefSeq and is a predicted model, not a curated record. Gene Ontology annotation, cellular component: membrane. Bases 305 to 1498 code for a protein of 397 amino acids. Gene Ontology annotation, biological process: glucosylceramide biosynthetic process. The transcript has 8 exons. Lineage: Eukaryota; Metazoa; Arthropoda; Insecta; Coleoptera; Coccinellidae.
AAUAAUUCUAUGUUCUACCUGACAUAUUUAUUAAAAAAAAAUUAGUUGUCUAUUACCUGUAACUACUAGCAAAAAGGGCGUGAAUCUAUUAAUUGUUUAGAAUAGAAUUAUUUCUAAAGUUUAGAUUUCUCAACUAUAGUAAUAGGACCAGCUCUCGUUAACAAAAAACAAGAGGUCAAUUGAAUAACAUGAAAAAAGUGAUGUCUUUCUCUCAGAAUGUAUCAGCGAUUAUCGGAUUCUUUCGAUGAGGCAAUUAAAUUGUGAUAUUCUAAUAAGAAACCGAUGACCAAAAUAACAGAAAACAAUGGUACCAAUGAUUUACACUUUAUAUGGGUUCGCAAUAUUUUUUUUUAUACACUGGUUCGCCAUGUGGCUUCUUCAUAUAUUAGCAAUAUUUUAUGGGAAAUUCAAACUUCAUAGGAAAUUACCUCAACCUGCUCCGGACGAACCAUAUCCUGGUGUUUCAAUUCUAAAGCCCUUAAUGGGUGUGGAUUCAAAUCUAGCAACUAAUUUAGAAACAUUUUUUACCAUGACUUAUCCUCAGUAUGAGCUUCUAUUUUGCAUUGAAGAAGAAGGAGAUCCAGCAGUGGCAGUUGUUGAAGGUUUAAUAAAAAAGUAUCCUAAAGUUUGUGCGAGAUUAUACAAGGGAGCUACAUCAGUAGGUGUCAAUCCUAAAAUAAACAAUAUGCAUAAUGCAUUUGAAGACAGUCUAUACGAGUUAAUUCUUGUGUCUGACAGCGGUAUUAAAAUGAAGGAAGAUACAUUACUUGAUAUGGUUUACCAUAUGACUAAUAAGACGGGUAUUGUUCAUCAAAUGCCCUUCACGUGUGAUAGAAAUGGUUUUGCAGCUACUUUAGAAAAGAUAUAUUUUGGAACAGCUCAAUCCAGGAUAUACCUGGUAGCAGAUUUAUUCCGUAUCAACUGUCAUACAGGUAUGUCAACUUUGCUAAGGAAGUCCGUUCUUAAAGAAAAUGGAGGUUUAAAAACGUUUGGCUGUUAUUUGGCUGAAGAUUUUUUUAUAUGUAAAUAUUUUUUGGAUAAGGGAUGGAGAACCUCAAUAAGCAGUCAACCAGCUAUGCAAAAUUCUGGAUUAUGUGAUGUCAACAGCUUUCAAGCUAGACUAACAAGGUGGGCCAAACUUCGUGUAGCUAUGGUACCGUUGGUUAUCAUUUUUGAACCAUUAUCAGAAUGCAUGGUGAUAGGAGCACUUGCUGCCUGGGCAUCUUCAGUGUUAUUUCAAUGGGACUCCCUGGCAUUCUAUUUAAUACAUGUAUUAUUAUGGUUCAUAUGUGAUUGGAUUUUAUUAACUACGGUUCAGAAUGGUUCACUGCCUUUCAAUAAAUUUGACUUCUUAGUUGCAUGGUUGUUCAGAGAAUGCUCAGGACCUUAUCUCUUUCUUCACGCUAUCAUCUACCCAGAUAUACAAUGGAGGAACAGGGUAUUCAAAUUAGCGUGGGGUGGUGUAGCUCAGGAGAUUAAACCAAGAAUAAAGUGCUAAUCUUAAAUUAUUUCUAAAUGUUAUCUUCCCCUUUUAGGUAGUGAAGGAAGAAACCUGACAUCCCAAGAUUUAUUAUUUAACUGAAAAUGAACUUGUAGGGAAAAUAUUCCAAUGUCAGAAUUAAAAUGAAGCUUCGAAAAUUGUCUUAGGAAUAGGUAUUUAUUAUUAUUAUAUAUUUCACAAGUAUGUUAGAUUUUCCUAAAGUUUUUUAUCGCAUUGAAAAUGAAGAAAUGUCAUUUUCUAACAGCAAGCUGAAGAGCUUCUUUGCUUAUAUGAUAAGCAUAUUGCUCAAUAUUCUCAUUUCCCAGUGACAUUUUGCAUUUCUCAUUAGAAUAUUCCUUCUAUUUCGACUAAUUCUUUUCAGUUAUCUGAUUUAGAAAACUUUUUUUUUUUUCAAUUGAAAUUUCAAUGGAUGUAACUCUCUCAAGUUAACUAAAUUAUGUAUUGAAAAUGAAUUGAGAACUCGAAUACAUUUUUAAUAAUAUACUCAAGAUUCAAUGGUUUCUUCGUUUUCGAAUUUUGAAUGUUUCACCGAAAUUAUUGCAUUUAAUUAUAAUAAUUUCCUGAAUACCUAAAGUAUUACUGAUGUCAAUAUCAAAUGAGUAUUGAAUCGAUUAAAAUUAUAAUUACAUUUUUAUAAAUUCUCGAGCAUAACGACAAAGUCCAAGAAUAAAAAAAGCAAUAUUAAUGUAAUUUAUACAAGUGAGAGAUUUUUAGUUCAUAUUUUAUAAACUUUGGCAUUUCGCCCCCUAUCUGGCACAAAAAUUAGGUUAAAUAUCAAGUGAUAAAAAUUAAAAUACAUUUCAGUCUUCCGUGAAGGUUAUAUAUCUCAAUUCUAUUUCAUUUACAGUUUGAAUAUUCUAAAAGAUUUCCCUAUAGCUCAUAAAUAUUGAAUCUCGCAGCUUUUUCGAAUAAGAGUCAUACUCAUGAACAUUUUAAACUGGCAGGAUGCGCUUUUGUUUUUUUAAUGCUCAGUUGAAAUUGUGUGAAUCAGACUUAAUGAUUCACUCUGAAAUUUGCUCAUUCAGUAUGUUUAGAAAAGUAAAUGUUAAUUGUAUUUGGUAUUACAUGAAAACUUCAAUUAGAUACCAAAUGGCUGAGGAUUAUUGCAUGUUUAGGUGUUUAGAUAUUUCCAACAGACUUCUACUUUAUUGCAUCAUAUAUUGUGAACACUUCUCAGUCAACAUGAUCAGUACAUAUUUUUCAAGCUCAGGCUCCUUGAUGUUUUCAGUAUUCACUAUAGUAUUUUUCUCAAUUGUGUAAUUUAUGUAACCUUUGGGAACUGUGUUUUGAUCUUAACUCGUCUAGAUGCUAUUGUAUACGGAAUAUAUACAGGGUGAAUUUCUAGUUGAUACUUCUUUUCUUACUGUUGAUCGAAAUCAUUGAGUGGAUUGUAUCGAAAAUGUUCUUCAUUCGUAACUGGGGCUUAUACUCGAUAGUUUGAAUCGUUUUUGAAACUGGGAUGAACACAAUUUGGAAAUAUUUAUUACAGCCAGUUAAAAAAGUACCAACUUGAAAAUCAUUCGAUUUAUAUAUUUCUCUAGAUCUCUUUAAGUCAGGGUAGAGUUAUUUCUUUGGAAAUAGAUCUAUUUAAGAAUAGGGCAUAGCAUUUAUCCCUAUAGACAAGACUCGAACACUCACGUUCUUUUAUUAUCAUUGUAACUUAGUCAUCUGAUUAAUGAAACUUUUGUCUUGAUCAGAAUGAACUGUAAGAUUAGAUCUCACUGAGGCAUCCACUCCUAUCAAUUCUUUUGGUGCCAAUUCGUUUUCUGUUUGAUUGAUAGAAGUCUGAAGGUAUCUACUAACACUCCAAUUUUUGUCGAUUUCUAUCGUUUAUAAGAAUUCAGAAGUACAUUCCAACUGAACUUAAUGAAGGAAUAAUUCUUCAAAAAAUCCAAUAUGUGUACAAUAAUAUUAUCAUCCUACCCCAGGUUGAUGACUUCUAAUUUCGUAAAUAUUAUUCAACAAAAUCAAAUAACUAUUAUCCCUCAAAAUUUUUCUUAUUUCGAUUGAAAUCUACAAAAAAACAGAUAUAUUUUAACAUCACAGUACAUUUCCGAUGUGAUAUUAUGUUUUGAUUUUCCAUGUUGUAAAAAUUUUCUACUUUUGAAAUUUGUGAUAAUGUUUUUUUUCUUAUAGUAGACCAACAUCAAUCUAGUUUACUGUCUAUAAAUGUAUAUAUUCAAUGGAGUAUUUCUGUUUUUUAAAUAGUGUAAGUUAUCAUUCAGCUGUGCUUCUCACUGAAAAUAUUUAGAGAAAAUAGAAUUUCAAGAGACAAUAGAUUUGUUCAAUGUUUUGAUUAUUAUGCUGAUAUUUGUUGUAAAAAUUUGUUUCAAAUAUAAGUUAUUUCAAUUU